Messenger RNA from Hemicordylus capensis (graceful crag lizard), 5265 nucleotides. RefSeq names its product phosphoethanolamine/phosphocholine phosphatase 1 (gene PHOSPHO1). NCBI's taxonomy places the organism in Eukaryota, Metazoa, Chordata, Lepidosauria, Squamata, Cordylidae. Gene Ontology annotation, molecular function: phosphatase activity. The coding region runs from base 401 to 1207 and encodes 268 amino acids. The record is from RefSeq and is a predicted model, not a curated record. Gene Ontology annotation, biological process: bone mineralization involved in bone maturation. The transcript has 3 exons.
AAGCGCCGGGCUUAGUUUCCGUCUCUUUCGAGAGACCGGGAAUCGCGGGGCUUCUCUGCAGCAGGGGCUGGCUGGGUGCGGGGGGGAGACGCGACAAGAACCCGGGCCUGUUUGGUCUCCCCCCCACCCCCCGCCGCCUCCCUUGGAGAAGGGGACAGCUCCCUCCUGGUCUCACUGCUAAGGGGGCUGGACUGGGAGGGAGGGAGAGCUUUUCCCCAUUGACCGAAGCUCAAGAAGCGCCAUGCAGUGAGCAAAGUUGAAGUCUGAACCGAAACUAGGCUCCCCCACCCCACCCUCUGCUUGUACUACCGAGAUCCAAUCCAAGAACGCACCAAAGGCCUCAUGCAGAGUGGGUGUCAGCACUGGGGGAUGCACCGAGUUAGCCACUAAAGCACUGAAGAUGAAAAGGUGCUUCGAGGGUAUCGGGCUGCGAUGCUUUCUGAAGGAUGGGAACAUGGCUGCCACUCAGCCCCCCAAAUACCUCCUCAUUUUUGACUUUGAUGAAACCAUCGUCAAUGAGAACAGCGAUGACUCCAUCAUCCACGCCCUUCCUGGGAAGCAGCUCCCGGAGUCCAUCCGCCAAACCUACCGGGAGGGUUUCUACAACGAUUACAUGCAGGGGGUCCUGAAGUACAUGGGAGAUCAAGGGGUGAAGAUGACGGAUUUCAAAGCGAUCUAUGAAAAGAUCCCGCUCUCUCCGGGCAUGCGUGAUCUCUUCCAGUUCCUCUCCAAACAGCAGGACCUCUUUGAGAUCAUCCUCAUCUCCGAUGCCAACAUGUUUGGGAUUGAGUGUGCCUUGAAGGCUGCCAGGGCUUACUCCCUCUUCCGCAAAAUCUUCAGCAACCCUUCUAGCUUUGACAAAAGGGGUUACUUCACCCUAGGUCCUUAUCACUCACACAGUUGCCCCCGGUGCCCAGCCAACAUGUGCAAACGCAAGAUCCUGACGGAAUACCUGGCGGAGAGAGCUCAGGAAGGAGCCAGAUUCGAGAGGGUCUUCUACAUCGGAGAUGGAGCCAAUGACUUCUGCCCAUCUGUGGCUAUGAAGGCAACUGAUGUUGCGUUUCCGAGAAAAGGCUAUCCGAUGCACCAACUGACCUUGGAGAUGGAAAAAAAUCAACCGGGGGCCUAUCAGGCCGCUGUAGUCCCUUGGGACUCGGCUGUAGAAGUUUGCAGCUACCUCCAAGAAGUUCUCAAGAAGAAAUGUUGAGCAGGAGAAUGUGGUGGAAGAAGCCGCUGCUCUUGAUCCAGCAAACGAGCAGUUUUGGAAAGAGAAUCUUUGAAUUAUUAACAGCACCUCUCUCUCUCUCUCUCAUGCUCAGCUCAGACACUCUUGAGUUUUCUCCCUCUUGACACUCAAAACCUCUGUCUCUGGAUUUCCUUUCCAUUGGUCUCGAGAUAAGGGCUCUCUAUGCAGUUAGGAAAUCCACUCAAGGAAGGAUGGGUGGGUGAUUGGCCAUUUAAUUUUUUUGUUCUUAUUUUUUUUCAACUGCUUUUGCAUUCCCCAAAGUCACUAAACUAUUUCUUCUUGGUCUGGUUCUCAGAAGGCCUAUGGGCAAUGUUUCUGUGGCCAGCCAUAAGAACAGCCCUGCUGCAUCAAGCCACAGGCAAGAAGUGAGGGCAUGCGCUCUCUCCUGCUGUUGCUCCCCUGCAACUGGUAAUCAGAGGCAUCUUGCCUCUAAGGCUGGAGGCGGCUUAUAGCCAGCAGACUAGUAGCCAUGGAUAGACCGGUCCUCCAUGAAUUUGUCUAAGCCCUGUUUAAAUGCAUCCAAGCUAGUGGUCACCACAUCCCAUAGCAGAGACUUCCAUAGAUUAUGUGUGAAAAAGUACUUCCUUUUGUCGGUCCUAAAUUUCCUGGUCAUCAAUUUUAUGGGAUGACCCCUGGUUCUAGUGUUGUGAGAAAAGAAGAAACAUUUCUCUCUAUCCACUUUCUCUACCCCAUGCAUAAUUUUAUACACCUCUAUCAUGACUCCCUGUAGUAACCUCUUUUCCAAACUAAAAAGCCCCAGAUGCUGUAGCCUUGCCUUAUAAGGAAGGUGCUCCACACCCCUGAUCAUUUUGGUUACCCUCUUCUGCAUCUUUUCCAGUUCUACUGUGUCCUCCUUAAGAUAGGGUGACCAGAACUGUACACAGUACUCCAUAUGUGGCUGCACUAUAGAUUUGUUUAAGGGCAUUUUAAUAUUAACAUUUUUAUUUUCAGUCCCCUUCCUAGUGAUCCCUAGCAUGAAACUGGCCUUUUUCACAGCUGCUGCACACUGAGUUGACACUUUCAACGAGCUGUCCACCAUAAUCCCAAAUUCUCUCUCCUGGUCAGUCACUGACAGCUCAGACCCCAUCAGUGUAUAUGUGAAGUUGGAGUGUUUGCCCCAACAUGCAUCUCUUUACACUUGCUUAGAUUGAAGCGCAUUUGCCAUUUUGUGGCCCACUCACCCAGUUUGGAGAGAUCUGUUUUGGAUUUCACUACCCUAGUGUCAUCUGCAAAUUUGGCCACUUCCCUGCUUACCCCAAUUUCUAGAUCACUUAUGAAUAAGUUAAAGAGCACUGAUCCCAGUACAGAUCCCUGGGGGACCUCACUUCUUACUUUCCUCCAUUGUGAAAACUGUCCAUUUAUUCCUACCCUCUGUUUCCUGUCCUUCAACCAGUUACCAAUCCACAAUUGAGCCUGUCCCAUUAGCCCAUGACUACUAAGUUUACUCAAGAGCCUUUGGUAAGGAACUCUGUCAAAAACUUUUUGGAAGUCCAAGUAUACUGUGUCAAUUGGAUCACCUUUAUCUGCAUGCCUGUUGACACUCUCAAAGAACUCCAAAAGGUCCGUGAAGCAAAACUUGCCCUUGCGGAAGCCAUCCUUCAGUAAGGCCUGUUCUUCUAUGUUUGACAAUUUUGUCCUUAAAUAUGCUUUCCAUCAAUUUACCCAGCACAGAAGUUAAGCUAACUGGACGGUAGUUUCCUGGAUCCCUUUUUGAAAAUCAGAGUCACAUUAGCUACUUUCCAGCCCUCUGGUAUAGAGCCUAACUGUAGGGACAAGUUACAUGUUUCUGCUAGGGGGUCAGCAAUUUCACAUUUGAGUUCCUUACAAUCUCUUGGGUGGAUGCAUCUGCCCCUGGCUUUUUUUUUUUAGUUUUUCAAGGCUGUUUUAGAACAUCCUCUCUUGUUGCCUCAAACUGGUCCACUUCUUCAGCCUCCAAGCCUGAGAAGCUCAGUUCCAGAGUGGGUAUGUGGUCAGUAUCCUCCGCCAUGAAGCCAGAUGCAAAGAACUCAAUUCAGCUUUGCUACAAUCUCCUUAUCCUUGAUCCCUUUCACGCUCUCAUCACCUAAGGCUCCAAGCAUUUAACUAGUCACAGCUGAGCAGAUGUUACAAUAAGUCUUCUCCCUGCAGUCUCAAGACCUGCCCCAUCCAUUAACAUGACAUAAUCUUCUUUUAUUGUUCUAAAUGGGGAGAAAAGUAGGGGUGCUAGUAUUUCCAGGCAGGAAAAAGAAAGCUCAUGAUUCUAAUUGGGCACAGCUGCUUGGGGCAAGAACUGGUCAGUUUUAAUGGUGUUGUCAGAUUAGUGGCCAACAUUCUGCACAGUCUAUCCUCAGUGGUAGGAAGCUGCCGAGACUACUGUGCAAAUAAGACAGCCCUGGAGAUGUGGCAGAGGCAAAAUGUUGCAAAUCUCCUUAAAACAGUUUGUACAGGGGUAGUCAGUACCACCUGGAGGGACAAAUGUUCAUUGUGGUUUUCGACAAGGUCUAACUUGAGUUCUUGACAUCUAGAGAAGGAAAAUAGGUGAUAGUACUGCAGUACUUUCAGCUCUGUGUGUUGUCAUGCUUUUAUUGUCCUGACCAUCUGGCCUGCAGUGUUUAAAUGUGCAGUGGUCUUUAAAAGUUUUAAAAACACAAAAAACUACUACAAAAUGUGUUCAAUGUCAUAGGACUAGAAAACUGAAAAUUGGCAGGAAUGUCCUCCAAAGAUUACGCCAUGGAGAGCAUACAAUUGCCCUUACCCUGAUCCUAACCCUUUUUUUCUGUGCCAAAGUACCUGCAAUUUUACCCUAAACAAUGCUGUCGCCUAUUUUCCAUCUCUGGGGGUGUAGACUGCCAAAAAUCACUAUGGGCAUCUGUCCCUGGAGACGGUAAUGGCCAGUUAGUCUCAUGGACUAAGUGUACGGGCACUUGCAUCUCGCUACAUCCAUGGUUUCCAUUGCUGCUUCUUAUAUGCAUAGCAGUCCUUGUGGCUUCCUACUGCCAAAGUCAGACUGUGCAGAAUAUUGACGUGUUCUUGCUACAUUUCAUUGCACUUUUGUCCCUUGCUGACCUUGUACUAAUCUUUGCACAUUCAUUGCCGAUUUAAUUUUCCCUACUCAUUUUGUGUGAUUGAACCUCCUUCCUCCCCAGUAAAUUGGGGGUGGGGGAUGGGGGUGGAACGGACAGGAACAUGAAAUAUUUGAAUGUCUGGCUUAGGCUCAUCAUCUGAAAUCAACAGAACUCUUUCUCAAGCUGUUCAACAUGGCACUUGUUGAACAAGUGCCAUGUUGCCACUUCAUGAUCUAUAAUUUUUUAAAGGGUUGAUCUCUGCUAAAUAUUGAUAUUGGUUUUAUACCAGGUUUCCUGCUGUGGUUUCUCCCAAAGUAUCUUGGGAAUUGUAGUUUGCUGAGGGUGCUGAGCAUUCUGUUAGAAAUCCCUAGACCCUUAACCAAACUCCAGUUCUCUGGGAAGAGAGGAUGAUCUGCCCAAAUGUUUUAGUGAUGGCUGAAAAGGGGCAGGACAAAGACUGGCAAGAGGGACCAUGCAAAACAUUCAACCAGACCAGAUUUGGGAAAGUUUUUUGUAUCCUCCAUAAGAGCCAACGUUUCACACCACCACGUGGAAGUGUGCUAAAUUGCAACCAUGGGUGAUGGGUCAUGGGGUAUGAUGUUAAUUGUGCCCCAUGAUCUGCAGCAGAUUGCACCUAAAGGCAUUACUGUGGGUGCACCAUAGCUCCUGCAAAAAUCUUCAUUUUAUUGGACUGCAGCCUCCUGUCUCAAUCUCCAGUUGCUUCCCCAGAAACUACCUGGAUGCCUUUGUCCUUCAACUGCGGUCUGCUUCUCCAUUCCAGAUUUCAUAACCAGGCUGUCUACCUGUGUCUGUGUUUCUUGAUCCAAUGUAUGUAUUCAGUUUUCUCUGCAAUGCUCCUUUUUUUUGCUGUUUGCCUCUUUUGCCUUUUGUCUUUGUUUUGUCCAUUCCCUUUGGAACUUAAAAGCCAUGGAAACUCUUUUGUAAGCAAAACAAAGAUCCAGCAAGUAAUUCUAA